AAAGAAAGCAGCAAAGCAAGCAUUAGCGAAAGCAGAGCGUGUACAGAAGAAAUCAAGGCAAAACAAAUAAAUAAAAUUACUGCACAGAAGUUAAGAGUGAUUUAACUGGAGUUUUCUUUUGGCCGCGCGUCUAAAUUUUUCCAAUUCUGACAAUAUCAAUAUCAACAUCAAGUGUUGUGUGAGCGCGCGUUUUCCCUUAACGCUCUCCCAACCACAAAAAAAAAACAACUAGGAGAAAACAACACAAGCUUCUACAUGAUGUCGUCGGAUCAACAGUUUUUUCUAAAAUGGAACGAUUUUCAAACGAAUAUGGUGACCUCGUUCCGUCACUUGCGCGAUGAGAAGAGCUUCACAGAUGUAACACUCGCCUGCGAAGGCCAAACCUGCAAAGCACACAAAAUGGUGCUUUCAGCUUGCAGUCCCUACUUCAAGGCGCUAUUGGAGGAAAAUCCCUCAAAACAUCCCAUUAUUAUACUGAAAGAUGUGUCCUACAUACACCUGCAGGCAAUACUGGAGUUCAUGUAUGCCGGAGAAGUGAAUGUAUCGCAAGAACAGCUGCCGGCAUUUCUCAAAACCGCUGAUCGACUCAAAGUGAAAGGUCUGGCAGAGACACCUAAUACUAUAAAGCGGGAGGGUUGAUGGUAUUUAAACAAUUAAACAAAACAAAACAAACAAAAACAUAAACAAAAC
This is a messenger RNA of Drosophila grimshawi, 690 nucleotides long. RefSeq names its product longitudinals lacking protein-like (gene lolal). Gene Ontology annotation, molecular function: protein binding. NCBI's taxonomy places the organism in Eukaryota, Metazoa, Arthropoda, Insecta, Diptera, Drosophilidae. The transcript has 4 exons. Gene Ontology annotation, biological process: regulation of transcription by RNA polymerase II. Gene Ontology annotation, cellular component: nucleus. The coding region runs from base 256 to 639 and encodes 127 amino acids. The record is from RefSeq and is a predicted model, not a curated record.